AAACAAUUAACUAUUUAUGUUGAUUGUUUAUACUUUUUAUUUUAAUUUUUGCUCUAAUUUCAAUUUUUAACUAAUUUUUUUUGGUUCUUUUCUUUUCUUUCAACAAUUAGAUGAUUUAUCAUUUAUUCUGUUCCAGAAUCGUAGUCAUGCUCAGCUGCUUGGUCAUCAAAGUAUCGGCUUGACAUUAAUUUGAUUUUUAUUCUUGUGACUUUUUUGUUUAUUUACCAGGGAUUUAUAAUUUCGAGUUGAUUGUUUGUCGAUCUAUUUGAUUGUUGGAUUUUUUUCUCUAUGAUUAAGAGAAUUUGCUGAUUGAAGGAAAUCAAUUGUCAUCGAGUUUUUCAUCAUCUUCUUUAUCUUCGCAUCUCUAGGGUUUUGUCAUGUCUUCUGGAGGUAAUCAGAUCUCUUCGGACGAUGAAAUCGCCAUCAACAAGUUAGAAUAUCUUAAAGAGCUUCGAGACUUAACAUUGGAUUUAAAUAACAUAAAAACUCGUCUUAAACAAGAAUUGGAUGCAGUUGAAUCGGAGAAAAAAUGUCUUGUUGCUUAUCGAAAAGAGAAAGAGUUUCUUGAACAAGAAAAAUUGGCUCAUGUUGAAGAAUUACGAUUAAUUCAUUCUGAUCUAAAUCAAAUGGAAACAGUAAUAAAGGAAAGUGAUGAAGAACAUAGUCAACAUUUGUCAACAGCAAAAAGUUUACUAAUUGAAUGUCAACAAUUAAAAGAUCAUGCAAACAAGAUGAGAUCUGGUUUAGGUUUAGAUUUGAUUAAUGAUCUACACGAAGAGGAGGAGAAAAUUCGUUCAGAAUUAUUUAAGAAACAUCAUCUUUCUGAGCCAACUAAUCGUGAUUAUGAAUCAAAUGGACGCUCAAUGAACAAAACAUUGUUAACAAUUUCAACAGCAAAUUCUCAGCCACCCUCAAUGAUUCACGGUGUUUUCAAGCCAAAUUUACCCUCUUCGGUUCAUCAACCUCGAUUAGGAUUCUCUGGGCAAGGUGGAUCUUCAGUCCACCCUGGACCAUCUUCGGGUGUUCCAAGUUUAUCUAUGACUGACAGACAACCUCCACCAGCAGCAUUCCGUCAACAGCCACCUCCAAUGAAAUCAUGUCUAUCCUGUCACCAACAAAUCCACCGAAAUGCACCAAUAUGUCCACUAUGUAAGGCUAAAAGCCGUUCCCGUAAUCCAAAAAAGCCAAAACGGAAAACCGAAGACUGAAAAGUUGCAAGAAAAACAAAUGGAAACGAAAAAAAAACCAACACCAGUAUUACAAUCAAAUACUUAAAAAGAAAAACAUCAAUUUUUCCUCUCUCUUUCUACCACAACCCCAAACAACUACAACAAUUAACAAUUUUACCAAUGGUAAAAAUCAAUUGUUUUUAAUUUAAAUUAACUCUUCAAUCUCAAUUCUUAGAUCAGAUCAUACAAAAAAAGCUAAACCAUUUUUUUUACUCUCCAUUGUACUUAUUCAUUCAAUGUAAUUAUUUUCCUUUCAUUUCUUACUUUACAGUAUGUGUGUAUGUGUGUCUCCAAGCAAUACCCUUAAUAGAAUUAAACAAAAAAAAUUCAAAGAAAAUUAAUUGCAAUUACAAUUAAUUCCAUCAAUCAAAAGUUAA
Messenger RNA from Panonychus citri (citrus red mite), 1606 nucleotides. Its product is annotated as zinc finger C4H2 domain-containing protein-like. The coding region runs from base 378 to 1208 and encodes 276 amino acids. Gene Ontology annotation, cellular component: nucleus. NCBI's taxonomy places the organism in Eukaryota, Metazoa, Arthropoda, Arachnida, Trombidiformes, Tetranychidae. The record is from RefSeq and is a predicted model, not a curated record. Gene Ontology annotation, biological process: positive regulation of neuron differentiation. The transcript has 3 exons.